This is a messenger RNA of Aspergillus calidoustus, 2463 nucleotides long. NCBI's taxonomy places the organism in Eukaryota, Fungi, Ascomycota, Eurotiomycetes, Eurotiales, Aspergillaceae. The record is from the annotation of a GenBank genome assembly.
AUGGAGGGAAACGGCAAGGGUCACGACGCUACGGAUAGCGCCCCCAUUAGACCCGUAUCUUCGCUCCUGUCCCAUUUCGAGAAUCUCUCACAUCGCCGUUCUCCGUCCGCCGUACCCAGCGGUCCCCGCGACAGCACACUUCUCAAGGCACCGGAACUAGAGGAUGAUUUCCGCUCAUCUUCGCGGGCUUCUCUCGAUCUACCUCGUCCUUCUCCCUGGGCUUCUGCAACGGAUUUGUCGAAUGGUCGGCGGAAUGAAUAUGUGAACGGUGCGAGGGGACGGAAUGGCGGAACACCGGGGAUUUCGCCUGGGAGGCGACAGAGUAGGCCAAUGUCGAUGAACUUUCACUCGUCACCGCAGCUGGCCCCGACUUUGACAAUAGACUCCCCUCGCUCCCCGCCGCGUGGACUGGGUACAUUCGACCGUGGAGAUGAUUUUCGUUUUGCGCGGAGUCCGCCGAGUGUCUCGCGGGAAUCGCUGCCUAUCACGUCAGGUAGAGCGUCCUCUAGUCGCCCGACCACGCCCGUCAAUGCAUCGCCCAUCCCCAUGGAGCGGAGAACCGGUCACCUUUCCCCAGGAUCGUCUACAUCGGCAGGGUCAACAGGUGAAGCCCCCCAGCCUAACCGAGCGUCGAAGCCCAAGAUCCCCGCAAAGCCGGCGAACCUGACAUUCCAUGAUUCGAGCCCCUCUCUGGCUCCAACCCAGCCACGAGCAGCCUCGCGAGACCGUGUGUCGCCGUUUAGCACCCCACCGAGCAGUCCUGAGAAGGCAUCGCCAAGUCGGCCCGCCGCCGCGAAGCCGAUCCGACCUCUGCGCCCCCCUUCUCGCCAAUCCCCACCGCCACCAUCCGCCGUCGAGAUGCCACCACGCCGGUCAAUGGAGAGAUCACCUGCUCCUCCACCUAUUAGGGCAUCAUCCGCUUCGCGGCGCUCGCCAGUCCCCGAGACACCGCGACAAAGCAAGCCGCUGACUGUUCAGAUUCCCAAAGGGCCUUCUGUACAACCUGCAGCUCUAGCAAGCGCACCAUUGUCCGCCCGGUUGUCGCAAAGAAAUGAUAGCCCUCAUAGCCGGCCAGGUCUUCCGCCACGACAUCCAAUCGUGGUCCACCGGACGGGAAGGUCACCUGCAAGGCAACCUGCCGCCAUUGAAAGCCCAGCACCCAUAAGACAUAUUUCCCGGACCGACUCAAUACAGACUCCGCGCAUUCAAACCCCGCAAAUCCAGCGACAACCGUCAGUUUCGCGAGAUAAUAAGCGCCUGCCACCUCCAUCAGGUUCGGACAGGGCGGUUUCGGAUCGUCAGCCCGUGCGACCUACUAUCAGCUCAGAGGAGCCGGUUGCUGAUGAACCGCCUAUACGCACAGACUAUCCUGAUGCCUCGAAUACGAAUAGGCGGCCACCCAUCCUGAAGACAGGACCUCGAGAGAUCAAUACUCGUUAUGAUACGCGAUUGAUGGAUGUGUGCGGAAAGCAUGUAUGCACAACUGGCUACAUCACGCGUGUCUGGGAUCUCACGACGGGGGAACAGCUCAUGAGUCUUAGCCAUGGUGAAACUGUGAAGAGCUUGUCACUGGCUUUCAAGCCGGGGGCAGGUCUUGAAGAUGAGGGUCAACGCUUGUGGAUUGGUACUAAUAACGGAGAGCUUCAUGAGCUAGACGUCAAUACCGGGUCGAUUGUGGCGUCGCGCGCAUAUCCAUCGCGGCGAGAGGUCAUCAAAAUUCUGCGCCACAAGAAGGAAAUGUGGACAAUCGACGAUGAAGGCCGGUUACUCGUGUGGCCGCCGGACGAGACUGGUGUUCCUGACCUUCACUACAGCUAUCACACCCCUCAAGACAGGGUUGCGAGAGGCCAUACGUUUUCGAUGGUUGUCGGGGAUACUCUGUGGCUGGCUACGGGCAAGGAAGUUCACUUGUACCGACCUGAUGCACGCGAUGAUGCCUCUUUCAAGAUUCUGAAGCGGCCAUUAGGUUCGCAUCACACCGGAGAGGUCACCUCGGGUGCUUACACAACUAAGGACGGUGGUCGGGUGUACCUGGGCCAUGCGGAUGGUAAGGUCACUGUUUACUCGGCCAACGACUACGCUUGCCUUGGUGUCGUGAAUGUCAGCGUAUACAAGAUAAAUUGCCUGGGAAUUGUGGGUGAUAAUCUCUGGGCUGCUUACAAAACAGGGAUGAUCUACGUUUAUGAUACGCGCACAAACCCUUGGACUGUCUUGAAAGACUGGACUGCACACGAUAGCCCCGUCUGCGGGUUCUUGCUCGAUACUAGCAGUGUGUGGACGAUGAACCGACUGCAAGUGACAUCGCUAGGACAGGACAAUUGUAUUCGUCUUUGGGACGGCAUGCUAGAGGACGACUGGUUGGGUAAGUGGCAUCCUCCGAGGCAAUACUAUAAUGAGCUAACAAUGUGCAGAAAUCCAGAUGCAGAAGAGGGAUGUCGAGUUCUGCUCGUUCCGCGAGAUUAG